Dibothriocephalus latus is the source of this 447-nucleotide messenger RNA. NCBI's taxonomy places the organism in Eukaryota, Metazoa, Platyhelminthes, Cestoda, Diphyllobothriidea, Diphyllobothriidae. The record is from the annotation of a GenBank genome assembly.
AUGAAUUACCGGGUAAUGACCGGGCGCUCUUGGGCUCUGAUGAACAACAUUACACCCUUACACGUGGCUGCGAAGUGGGGACGUUUGCAAAUGGUGAAGCUACUGCUGGAUUCCGGUGCCAUCGUGGACUGCCGUACGCGGGACGGUCUCACGCCUCUGCACUGUGCUGCCCGUUCUGGUCAUACUGCCGUCUGCAACAUGCUUAUCGAUGCUGGCGGCAAUCCCUCUGCUAAGACUCGCUCUUCGGAACGCCUCUUUCUAACGCAGAGUUUCGGCUUCCUUUUCUUUUCACUGCCUCCUGCCACCAAAUGUCUCCUUCAACUUCCGCGGCAGUCACCACCUGCUGCAGCACAGGCUUGCGAUUUAAACCCUCCUUACCCCAGCCCCCCCCCCUGGCAGCCGAACUGUGAAAACACUUUGCUGCGACCCCUGCUGGCUGCGCGCUAG